GGCAAUUUACGCUUUAUCACUAGAAUGUUGAUAGGCGUUCAUUUAGUCGUAGUCGUGCCAACAUGCCAACUCCACAAAUACGGCAUAGCUAGUAAAGAGUUGUUGACUAGUAAAUCACAUUUAUUCAGAAGUUGGCAGUAGAAAGAUUUUAAAGUAACUAAAAUACUAAAAUGUUUGCAGGCUUGCGAAAGUACAAACGCUUACGCUGGUCGAAAGUGGAGCGUGCUAAUCGAAGAAACAUUGAUGGAAGGGAGACGAUGAUUGUUUUCGUCUACGACAAUGAGUGUCUAAAAGAAGAAGCCGAUGAUCCCGUGAAGGCAGUGCUUUAUUUUCAUCCCAGCUGGGUAUCGGAUACGCAGAAAGUGGCGCUUUGUGGACAGCUAAUGGGCAUAUCAUUCUUUCUGAAGGAUUGCUUCUUUAAGCCAAAGGUUAUGGCUUUGCAAAAUGGAAAAUUUGUGCUAAAGGAAUUCGGCAGAUUUACGUUGGCCGUUGGCACCGAUCGUAACAUCACCGAUUAUUUGCUCGAGCAACGCGCUGAUUUGCUCGCUUCGCUUGUCAAGUUUUUUCAUCGCGAUUUGCAAAGUCUCUUCGAUCAGUUCCCACAGCAGGCGCAAUAUAAAAACCUCUCGGAAAAGUUAUAUCACAUAUUCGAAACAUAUCUGCCGAUUUUACAACGUAACGGACAUAUUUUCCAAAACGUACCAAAGCUGCGAAUGCCUAAGACGGCCAGCAAUAUAUUUUUGGAUGCCAUACAAACACUACAAUGUUGUCAGCAAACAAAGGGCAUACUGGGCGGUGCCGUACUCUACCAUAACAAAGUGGUUGCUUCCCAGCUUGGCGACGCCAUUACCAAGCAGCUCGUACUUACCGAUCCGCUUCAUAUACGUACUACCGCCGAACAGAUACACAUCACCGAUUUUCAUAUACCCAAUGGCGUGCAAAUGUUAAUCGUUUAUGUGGAUGUGCCGCAAUAUAGUCGCUUAGCUGCGGACGCACAACGCGCACAAACUUUGCAGACCACCCAAUUGUCACAGGGUCUGUUGCCCUUUCAGUAUUCGAAGCGCAAAAUGAAACGCGACAAGUCGUUAAUUUUCACUAACAUACCAGAGGAGUGCAGUACUGGUGGCGGCACGGUAGGUGAGCAUGUGGAGGAAGGCGUGUCCACACCAACGGCUGUGUUGCAAACGCCGGCAGCCGUGCGGCCAAAAUCGUUGUUGAUACGCCCCACCCACCUACCGUUACGGCAUCGCAACGGCAUGGGUAGCUCGAAGGAGCUGCCUGAGUCGGGCAUAGCUUCGAUAAACUUUGAUGAGACAGAUUCGUAUCCGGAGUUCAUUGGACGCACCAGUGUGUGUUCAACACCGAUGACUGAGAAUAAAGUGCUGCAAGUGGGGAAUAUUAUGUCAAUUUGCGCCAAUCCAGAGGAUGAAAGUAAUUCGAAUAAGCAAAAGACACAAACUGCGAACCGUCGUAAUUCGUUGCGUCUUGAUUUUGAGAAAUUCUUUCAAAAUUUUAUUGCUAAUCCUAAUAAACAAUUGGAGCGACGUAAAUCCUUUACCGAUUUACAAGAUUCACUUAAGAAAAUCUCGAAGAAAUUGUCACUGAAACAAUUUUCGCAUAGCUUUAAGACUGACGUCAAUCGCAAUGGCAGCAUCAGCGGCAUCGAGGCCAUCGAAUCGCCCGAUUUUAUAGAGAAUGACGAUGAUGCAGAGCAAAAUUCAGACAACUCGGAUGAUAAUAACCGCAUUUCACGAACCAUAACAGAUCCCACCUAUCCUGUUUUUAACGAGAAUGGCCAACCCAUAUCUCGUAGUCUUUUCCAAGAGUUUAUCGAAAAAUACUACCGCCUUUGGGCGGAAAGUGGCAGUGGCAAUGGCAGCGCAAAAAAGGAUAUAGAAAUCGCACAACUCAUUGAGGAAUUCAAAGAGUUUGAUAAAGAGCUGAAAAAGUUGGAUGGGUCGAUACGUCAGGAAAUAGGCGACAAUACCGACAACACCACCACCACAACGCUCAAAGCAGAUCGAAAUUUAAAUACAGAAGCACCUGCAGUUGUGGCAACGCAAAAAGCUAAAACUCCACUAGACAAGAAAUCCCUUAGUCUUCCUCUGAAGCCACUCGCCGAUACAGCGUCAAACGAGCAAUUUGCUGCAGCGAGUCGCAAGCAGCCGGGUGGUGUGCCACUCACGCCACUCAUGGCUAAGCUUUCAGUGUUGGCUUUGAAUGAGGAACAUACGAGUAAUACGUGGGAUGCCAGUUCGGUAGAGAUUCAGACGCCACUAAACACAUCGAAAGUGUUUUCGCGCCGCAGUUCAUUGAAAUGUGAGGACGCUGUAGACGCCUUGGCGACAUUGCCUACCAACGUACAGAGCACUUCGAAUGGCUUAAAGCGGCUGGAGUUGUAUAUGUGUGGCCAGCAAAAUAUGACUUUGUUGUUGUUAAUGGAAGAGGGAACCGCGCGCCAGCAGCCCAUUGUGCAUAAUAUGUUCGAUAUUUGCGUGGCGAAAUUUCCGCACAUGGAAUCACAUUUAAAUCAAACACUCAAUGUCAAUGUGGAGGGCGAGAAGCGUGAAGGCGGCUACAGUUUCAUGUGCAUCGAUGCAAAGUGGGAUACGCUAGAGCGCAAUGGACCAUGGAAUCCGUUGGAAUUGAAUACACUGGAAUGCAUACAUCAAGACUUACAGUCGAAUGUUGAAUUAACGGAUGUGGUUUUGAGGUCACACGACGCCGUCUUUUAUGGCUACAAAUCGGGACGCACCGAAGUUUUUUACAAGGGAGCAGCACACCCAACCAGCGGCAUACCGCCACCCUCCGAUCCCAUGGGAAAUGUGGCGAUGCGCGCCAAAACUCAGCUGGAGCGUGAUCAUUCGUACAUUCUAUUUUAAAAUGAAGUAGUGGUAGGUUUUUAAAAGAACUUAUGGAAUUCUCAGCAUUUGUGUGUUGCCAUUUUGCCACAAAGCAGCUGUUAGCAAAGUUAAAGCGAACGCAAAAGGAAGUUAGUAGUAUUUUUCUCUAUUUUUUCUUUCUAUAGUAGCGAUAUUCAGAAGAAAAUGUAGUUGCAACAAAAAAAGGAACCAUUCACCUUAACUAAAUAACUUAAUAGUGCGCCACUGGCCUAACGCCGCUUAUCAUACAUACCUACAUCAUAAAUACGAGAUACUCUGACGAAACUACUCGCAACAUAAAGUUUAAUGUGAAAGUUAAAAAUAAAUAGAAAGAAAUGUGGUUGGCAGAAUGUAAUAUUUACACAGUUAGUUGCUUUCUGUGGACGUGGCUGUAUGUAGCUUUUUAAUUAUUGUAUGUACUUAUGCAAUACGUUUUUUAGUUGAUAGGCAAGAAAGCGCAUGCCAAGGCUGUCGGAUGGUGAAUAUUUAUAAAAUGACCUCGAAUGGAAAGUAGUUUUAGAAAAUCGAUUUCGAACUUGUUAAAGCUGCUCAUAAAUAAUAUUUUUUUAUGUUUGGAAAAUAAUUGAGUUAAUUUGUAAACGGAGAUCUUAACUCUCUUUUCUGCUCAUAAAAGUAUGCAUCACUUUUUGUUGAAAACUUUUUAAAACAAUGGACUAAAAAUAGAAAAUUGCAGAAAAUUGAUAAAAAUUACUUAUAAAAUUAACCUAACUUUUUUCUUGAAAUUUUAUUAAAAUUUUUUGUUACAAUUUUAUUAAAAAAAAACAGCAGUCAAAAAAAUUAUAUUACGCUGUUAUGAUAAGAAUUUGUUAAAAUAUUUUGGGUUAUUUUAACAACAGCUUGUUUAAAAAAUUUUGUUAAAAGUUUUAUAUUUUUUUGUUAAAAUUUUAUUGAAAAAAAAACCUAAAAAAGUAGGAUUCGCUUUUAAAUAUGUCGAUAAUUUGUUAAAAUAUUUUUAACUUUUGUUUAAACUUUUUUUAUGUCGUAUACUUUUUUUGUUAAAAUUUUUUCCAAAAAACAACAGUUCAAAAAAUUAUAUUUCGCUGUUAUUAAUAUAUAUGUCGAGGAUAUGUUAAAAUAACGCAUAAAACGGCAUUUAACUUUUGUGUAAAAAUUUUGGAUCAAAACCACUCACUUUUUUGUUAAAAUUUUAUUUAAAACAAAAACAGUCCCAAAAAGUAGAUUUGGCUUUUGUGCCGAGAAUUUGUUAAAAUAAUUCCUAAAAUGGCAUUUAACUUUUAUUUUAAAAUUUUUGUUAAAAACCGCUCACUUUUUUGUUGAAAUUUUAUUAAAAAAAAGUACAAAAACUUUCAUUUCGCUGUUAAGUUGAGAAUUUUUUAAAAUAACUCAUAAAAUACAUUUAACUUUCGUCUUAAAUUCUUGUUAAAAAUCACGUACUGUUUUGUUGAAAUUUUAUUAAAAAAAAAAAAAAAAAAAACAACAGUCCGAAAAAGUAUACUCCUCUAUUAUCUCGGGAACUUAUCGCCUAAAUUUAAAAUUUCUUUAAUUUUUUUUUUAAUCCGCUCAUAAUUGUAGUAUACCUUGUUUUUCUGUUAAGAGGCAGAGACAAGGCAGCUCAUAGAAGUUAGCUUCCCUUUGUUUUGAAAAUCUGGUAACGCAACUCAUAAAAACAGAGUUCACCAUGCCAACGAGUAUACUUUACUUCCAUGUUGAACAUUUUUUACCACAAACUAUAAAUUUAGACCUUUUUUUAUUUUUAAUGUAAUUAGAAGGCGCGUAUAAAAGUAUACUUCACUUUUAUGCUGAAAUUUGUUUGAAGCAACUCAUAUAAAAGUAGAAUUUUCUUCGUAGUGAAAAUUUGUUAAGGCAACUCAUAAAAGUAGACUUCGCCGUCCAUUAAAUAGACUUCACUUUUAUGCUAAAAUUUUAUUUAAACGAUUCGUAAAUGUAGAGUUAUUUUUAUGUUACAGUUUUUUUUUAGAAGCUGCCCAUAAAAGUAGAAUUUUUUUUUGUGUUGAAAUUUGCUUGAGGCAGUUCAUACUCGUACAUGAUUCAAUUAUACAAGGUUAAGUAAAGUUUGACUACUGAUUUCGGAUGCUACUUAAUCCAUUGAUGCAAUUUGGAAGCAAGGGGAAAAAGAGCAUAAGUUUAUCCCCUUUCUGAAAAUGUAGUAAAAAAUUGAAAAAGGUCGUUGUAAGCCAUAGAAUAAUUUUAUGUUAUUUUAUAAGUGGUACUUAAUUAUUUAUAUUUUUAACUUAACUAUUACCAUGGAUUUGUGUCAUAUAUAUAUUUUGACCAUGCAUCGGAUUGGAAUUUAUAUGUGCCACUUGUAAACCUACACUGAAGUAAUAAAUAAAACAACUUGAGAAUAGUGGAAACUCUUAACGAGGAAAAACCACUUUUAUUUCGUCACGUCCGCUAAUCAUACAUUUGAUUUUUUAACGAGAUUACCUGCAAACUUACAAGUAUAAAAUCUGUGUUAAAAAAGAUAAAUUUAUAUAUACACAGAAACACAAGUAGACGCCCAAAGCAUUGCAUACUUUACUUACAAUUAUCUUAUCGAAUGCUCAUUGUUCUCUUCUUUUGUUUAUUGCACCGGUUAAGAUGCUUUAUUCGAUACUUAUUUAUAUUUCGGUCAAACAUUGUUUGCCCACCCAGCGACAGACGGAAAGGUUUUCGUGUUCGCAAAUGUUCCACAUUUGCUGAAACUUUUAAGAAAUCAUUUCAUCGACACCGGGUAUUUAUACAAAGGCACGCUCUUAACGGCAAGACCUAUCGCUCAGAUUCUUGCGUAUACGUCAUUGUCCGAUGCUCGAAUAACGCACAAGCUGACGGAGCUGCAUCUAACCGUGCACCAUUCAGGCCGCCAGAAGGUGAAGUUAGCAGCACAGUUGUUUUCGCACACCACAGCAAGUGCAAUCCGAAGGUGUUAUGCGUUGGGGUUCGAUAUGUAUCAGCCCAUGGAUUGGUUCGAUAUUUUUAAUACAAAGUUUUCGAAUUUUCAAACUGCUGCUGCAAAAAAGCCCUAUGGGAUGGACUUGGGCCAGCAGGAUGAAAUUAUAAGUAAGAUGGACGCCUUGAACGAUGAAACACGCGCUUAUGGACGAAUUUCAAUGUUGCCUUUUCAAAGAGGCAUAUAACUAAGCAACAAGUCCCUCAGGGACUUAUAUCGUUAUGUUCAGGAAAAGUACUGCUUUCAGUACAUUCUGACUUAUCGAUUAAAUCAGGAUGUAUUGGAGCAUAUUUUCGGGGCGAUGCGUGCCAAAGGCGGGUUGUAUGACAAUCCUAGUCCUAUGGAAUUUAAAUAUAGAUUACGAAGAUAUUUAUUAGGUGAAUGAAUGCAUAUAUUACUCAUUUCUGAAUAACUUAACGCUUUUUAUUAACAGCACGAAAUACUUCAAUAUUAGUUGAUCGUGGUAAUGUUGAGGCCGACGAAACUAACUGGCUCCGUUUCUUUUACAGUAACUAGGAAUUUAUUUUAUUAUUUUGCUAUCUUAUGAAAAAAGCAUUUACAAUUGCCGACUCAAUUUAUGGAUCUACGUAUUUCAGUGCACAAUUUGCUAGUAUAGGUACAUAUAUUGUGAGUGUUGCUAAGGGAUAAAAUACCCUUUUAUACUUAAUGAUACACUGUUGGUCUGAAAUAUAUCUAUUAGGGAGUACCACCUGGCACUCCAAUGCUAGGAUACACUCGUUGCAUGUGAAUGCUACAUUUAUCAUAGCGAAUAGUUUUUUAUUGUAUCACAUCAAUGUUCCAAACAGUCCAUAUUGUCCCAUGAUCCCUAAAGUCUCUGAAGCUCAAGCAGGUGGACCAUCGCAUUAAUACAGCGAGUAAUGUUCUUAGGGCUGAACUCGAUAGGACCACCUUCAUGAAGAUUGUCUUACCGAAGCAUAAUUGUUCAAAGGAAUGGAUCGUGUGAUUGUAUCAACAAUAGCCCCAAAUGCCCCCUAGCUUAAGUUCCACUUCAGCUUUUAGGAUCUAGAAAGCCACUGUUAAAACAGUUCGUCAAUAGUAAAAAGAAAUUUGAAGUUUGGUCUAUGUGGGACGUCAAUGAACAUUUUAGACUGCCGAAGAUUUUCAAAUGAAUGAAUUUCUUCACCAAAGUACUUCUUUUAAAUAUUUCUUUAUUUUUUCCGUUCUUUCAUGGCACCCACAUAAUUGGAAUAUUGUAGUGGUUGUACUCGCCAGCUCGUUCAGUCUGUAUAUGUCCUCGCACUUUAUUUUGAAGUUUUCCCAUAUAUCCGAGGUGACCUUGAUAACUGCUUGUCUAUCCGACUAUUUCAGAAGCACGACCACCAUCGACCCAAAUAAUUAAAAACGUUAUUAAUUUGAAAAUUAAUUCAAUUUUAUCGUAAUGUGAUACUUACUCAAAUGUUUACAGUUUGAAUGUUUACGAUUUUCAACGAAUAAUGAAUAAGGCGAAGCGUCAAAAUGGAAACGGUGUUGCCGACAUAAUAAUUUGCACCAAAAGUUUAAUUUUUACUACAAUUUAAAAGUUUUUUCAUAAGUCAUGUACGUAUAUUUGUAAAGAAGCAACAUGUUUUCAAAUAAGGGAGCCGAUUUGUCAAGAGGAAGCGAGAAAGCUGCUUACUUACCUAACCUUCUAUAAUUGAAUCAUGAUACUCGUAUAAAGACAAGAUUUUUUUGUGUUGAAAUUUGUUUGAGGCAGUUCACGUAAAAUUAGAUUUUUUUUGUGUUGAAAUUUGUUUGAGGCAGCUCAUUUAAAAGUAGGAGUUUUUUCUGUUGCAAUUUGUUUCCGGCAGUUCAUAUAAACUGAAGAGUUUUUUCUUUUAAAUUUGUUUGGGGCAAUUCAUUUAAAGUAGGAUGUUUUUGUGUUAAAAGUUUUUUAAAGUAAAAAUACUUAUAUAGGCUUUACUUUUGUGUUGUGUUGAAAAUCUGUUAAGAAAAGCCCAUAAUAGCAGGCUUCACUUUAAGCGUUUGAAGUUUCUUGUGGGCUAACAAAAUAUUUGACUAUGCAAUUUUUUAACAUUAAUUAUUUUUUGUUAAUGGUAAGAAGAGUUGUAAGCCUUUAAUUUAAUAAAGAAGAGUUUGUCUUCAUCAUCAUCAUUAAUUCCUAGAGUUGGAACAGAGACCACAACAACUCUUGCCGAAUACGAAAAUACUUUCAGGUGUAAUUAGAAUCUGAAUAUUAGCAGUUAAUAUCUUUAUUAAAACUCAAUGUUAUUAGUAGCGUAAGGAGGGCUUGGUUUUCAUUAUACGAGUAUUAUUAAAAAAAUCUUUUUGAUAUAAAAAAAAAAAGUUAUAAGAGUUAAAUUUCACCUUUCUACUAAAAAUUUGUUCUAUUAAUUGAAAAAAAAUACCAAUACAUUUCUAAAAAUUGAUUAUUCGACAGCUCUCAAUGCGCUUUCACAUAUUUUAAAAUCUGUUGCACACCUUGAUCUAUGCAAAGUUCACAUAUUUACACCUAAGUUUUUAUAUAUAAUAGUUUAAAAUUUUGUUAACUAUAGCAUAAGAUUUAAACUAAUUUUUUAUACCUAUUCGCUUUGUUAAAUAUCUGUAAAAAUCCUGAAAAGCUUUCUUUGUGCAAUGCUUCUAAACGUAGUUUAAACUAAUUUAUUAUUAAGUGCAGAAAUCAAAAAAACAAAAAACAAGAAAAAACGUAAAAUGUAAAUUGUUUAGCUUAAAAUUUGUACCUUAAAACUGUCCAUUAAUGCUUUUUGUAAAAAGGGUACUUAUGUAACAAUUAUUGCGUCGCAUCAUACAGUUUUUAAUCUCAAGAUAUGAUUUUGAGACAUGAGCAGAGUUUUUAUUACCAAUACACAUAUAUACAUACAUAGAUGCAUAAAUAUAUAUUAUGAGCAAAAAUAAUUGACGAAAAUAAGAAAAAUACAAUGACGUGCCAAUUACACAUUCCAUUCCACUAAAUUAAAUUGUAAUCGUAUAAGUUUUAUAGCGAAAAAGGUUAAUGGUGGUGUAAAUCUGCAUAGUAACAUUUCUGUGGACUUUUGUCAAAACAACUUAAGCCGACCUGGCGUUUGCUGCCUAUUAAGCAAUAAGCAGGGUGGCACGAAAUUAAUCACCCUGUGAGAAGUUUUAUAAUUUUUGAAAAUGCCGUCGUACGCCAAUCAUAUUUGACACUUGUAACGAGGCAGCUGUACCAGAGACAAAGAGACGAGCAAGCAAUGGAGCGCAUAAAGGGCAAAAUGAAGACUUCCAAAUACUCAAAAAAGCUUUUUUAAUUAGUAAAUACUAAACUUUUGUGCUCUAAUGCAAUAUUGAAACAAUGAAUCAUGCUUAGCUGCAGCUUAAGCAUUCAUAUUCAGAAAAUUUGUAUAAAAAUGUUAAAUUUUCCUGUGAAAAAAUCAAUACUGAUUGGUCCAAAAGCAAGAAAUGCGCAAGUGCGUUAAGGGGACCUGGUGGUCUAGAUAUUUCAAAAAAUUGAUUUCUUGUUAUUUCGAUAUUUCGAAAGUAUAGUAUUAAGAACAUACUGUGAAAUUUGUAUGCGGAAAUUCCCUAUAGUAUAGCUUCUACAGCCCAUUAACUAGGUAGAGAGCGGUCCGCGCGCUCCUGCAUUUCAAACUUUAAACCCAUUUAUCUCGAAACGACUUUUUUCGGCCUGGUGUUGUCAAAAAAAAAAAAAACUACUCAACCGGAUCGCCUUAAAUUUUAAUAUGUUGUUCACUACGUCAAUGGCUAUCGCCCGUACUAGAAUAUAUAUAUUAUUAUUUCGUACUUUUUUUCUAAAUAAACUGAAAAACCCCAAUUUUUAGAGUGACAUAUUCAAAACCGCGCCAUUUUGUCAAUUUUUUUUUUUCGUUUUUUAUUCUAGUACUUUGGGACAUAGCUAGAGUGAUACGGAUUAAUAAUUUUUUUGGUUUUUGUGUUUCAGAUAAAUAAAAGAGCCAAGAUGGACAACACCGUCCAGGUCCAAUUUUUAGGGAGGGUCAGCGCCAUUUUUUAAAUUAAAAACAAAAAUUUUUUGUUGUAAAAAAAAAUCCUGAAUUUACCCUAAAUUUUCGAGCUCUAGACCACCGCGACCCCUUAAGUUGUUUUAUCAAAAAUCCACAGAUUUGGUAUAAAAUAUGAAGAUGCUGGUGAAAAUUGCUGUGUGUGAUGAGGGUUAAGAUUUUAAACGCAUGAAAAAAAAUGUAAUAAAAUUAUCAGUAACACUUUAUAUUCGCACAUAUAUGUGAAUCAAAUCAAAAGGCGAGUAAAGACGCGUUUACAUAGACGCUUCUUAUUUGAUUGUCCCUUGUCAAGAGUGCCAUUUUUCGUACGUUAACUGUUGCGUGCCUCACACUGAGUUCGCAUUUUUCAACAUUCUGCGUUGAAGCCAACUUCAAUUCGCCAUUUCAGGCGCUCUUGACUGUAUGUAAACACGUCCUAACUGCAUUCAUUAUCACGUUCACUCUUCACAUCAUCAAAGCUCAUUGUUUGCCAUUGCAAAAUCGCCGCCCGCAAGCAACGCCGUGCAAUUAGUUGUAAGUGAAUGCUAGCAAAAAAGAAAGAGAAGGAAGAAGGAAGUAAAGGGAGAGUUUAGUGCAGCAGUUAGAUUUAUACUUGAAAGAGAGAGAGUCGAAGAGCGUAAGCGAGAUAAAAAAAUGAAAGAGUUUAGCUGCUAGCAGCAUCUAUUAUACAAAAUAAAGUGCAAUUUUUUCGUUACUAUUUUCUAUACUUAAAUGUUUAGCUACUUAAAUGCUUUCUUAAACAUUUCAAUUGUUAACUUGUAUGUUAUUGCUAAUAUAUAUUUUUUAUUUAUUCUGAUUUUGCUAAACUUUCACGAUGUGCAUACGAACGUCUGCAUUGUGCACUCAUUUAAUUUAAGCGCAUAGCAAAAGGCAUUUCAUUGCUAUCGUUUGGUUAAUAUUAUAUAUUUGUAGAUGUAUGUGUGAAUUUUUAACAACAAAUAAAAUAAUCCAACUAUGGCGUAGUUUAUAUUGAUAUUUGAUAAGUACAGGAAUAACUUGUGAACGGAUUGUAGUAGGGAGAUUUAUUGGAAUACAAAUACAAAUAUUAAAUAUGGAAAAAUAUCAAACGUA
This is a messenger RNA of Anastrepha ludens (Mexican fruit fly), 10859 nucleotides long. RefSeq lists its product as uncharacterized. The record is from RefSeq and is a predicted model, not a curated record. The transcript has 8 exons. Gene Ontology annotation, biological process: vesicle-mediated transport. NCBI's taxonomy places the organism in Eukaryota, Metazoa, Arthropoda, Insecta, Diptera, Tephritidae. The coding region runs from base 171 to 2882 and encodes 903 amino acids.